AGUGAAGCGUGUGAACUAAGAACUACAUUUCCCAUGCUUCUUUGGGUCUGAACCGGAAGCUUAAUCACGCUCUCCACGGGAGAACAGCUACGCGGAUUCUUUAAGCCCCAGAACGAAUUUCUGAGCUUCGGGAGACAGUGGAACUUGGGGUCAGAAGGCGGAGUUCACGGUGCGGAAUUGGCGGGAGAAUGAAUUUGUGAUCCCCGGUCUGAAGCUGCGGUGACUUCCUAAGAUUCGCUGUCGCAGGAGUAACUUGAGAAUUCUUGUUCUACUGGAGGCUGUGAAGACCAAAACAUGGAGCCAAAGUGGUAACCGAAGAGAUUUUGAAAGGAAGCAUUUUGAUUUGUACUUGGGACAGCUAGUAGGCCUGCCAUGGCUCCUGUAAAGAUCAGCCAUAUAGUAUCAUUUUCCUCUCAGGAUCCCAAGUAUCCUGUGGAGAACUUAUUAAACCCAGACAUCCAGAAGGGACCAUGGCUUAGCUGUCCUCAGGACAAGAGUGGGCAACUGAAAGCAGAGCUCCAGCUGGAGAGAGCAGUGCCUAUUAGCUACAUUGAUGUUGGUAACUGUGGCUGUGCGUUCCUACAGAUUGAUGUGGGCCGUUCUUCGUGGUCCCUGGACAGACCUUUUGUCACCCUGCUCCCUGCAACCAUGCUAAUGUCCCUUGCUGAUUCAAAGCAGGGGAAGAACCGUUCAGGGGUCCGGAUGUUUAAAGAUGACGAUUUCCUAGCUCCUGCCUCAGAAGAAUCAUGGGAUCGACUUCGUCUCACUUGCUCCCAGCCCUUCACACGUCACCAAUCCUUUGGCCUGGCCUUCCUGCGUGUGCGUUCCAAUCUGGACUCCUUAGCUGACUCUGUCACGGAUCCCUCGGCCUCGGGGAGCUCUGGACUGAGCCAGGGCUCCUGUGAUUCUCAGGAGACUGGUCCAAGCCCCUGGCUGGCUCAUCCUUCUAUCCAGAGAACAUUCUUCCCAGAUCCCCAGACGAACACCAAGCAAAUUUCAGAACUUAAAGAUAUCCUACAGCAACUGCAGCCAGGGGCUCUGGGGCGUUCAGCUCGCAUGGUGCUUUCAGCAGCUCGCAAAGCUCCUCCAGUCAGUAUGACAAACCCCAAGAACAACCACACAGAACCAGGUCCCAGCCAUGCAGAAAGUGAAGAGCCCAGAACAAACAGAAAAAAAGAACAAAAUUCAGUGAGUGAUCUGGCCAGGAGGAAGAGAAAGAAAGUACAGGACCAAAGAUCUCUGUCCAACUCAAACUCUCAGCCAAGCAAGAGGAGAACAACAAGGGCAAGGCAAAAAGAGCACCCACCCCACGCCCAAAAGAGCAGUGUCCCAAGUCAUGGACAGUGCCCCAUUUGUGCAGGCUCCUUCAGCAUGGAGAUUCUUCCUCAGCACGCCGCCACAUGUGGAGAGACCUCCCUGCCUUGGCCAGCUUCUCCUUCCUCUUCACCCUCUUCAUCCCCAUCUGUACAGUGGGUAUCCUCCCCAGAGAGUUCACCACGCACUUCCUGGGUCCAGUGCCCUCUCUGCCACUUGCAGUUCUCAGCAGGAGAGAUUGAAGAACAUGCCAGCACAUGUGGGGACCUUCUCUGGACAUGAGCCAAUGUGAUCCUAGGGCUUUGCCUCACCACCCCCAGUGACAAAGACGGGAGUAGAUUUCUUCAUGGCCCAAGGCUAUUGAUGCCACGCUUCGUAUUCCCUCAAGACUGCCUGUUUGCAGGCAUCUCUGCAUUCCCAAUUCCCAGUUGUCAAGACUUUAUCACCAUGGCACCCAGUUCUCCUGAAGACAGCUCUGUCCUUUUCCCCACUUGGAACUUCUGGAGUAGAACUGAUGAUCUGUCUAGUACCUCGAGACACUAUCUGGAACAUAUUUCCUGAGUGAAUGAUACACAUUCUUACACUCAUUUUUCUAAAGGAAAACUGAGGCUCAUUCAAAAGAAAAAUACU
Dipodomys ordii (Ord's kangaroo rat) is the source of this 1944-nucleotide messenger RNA. Its product is annotated as short transient receptor potential channel 2-like. Gene Ontology annotation, molecular function: damaged DNA binding. The record is from RefSeq and is a predicted model, not a curated record. Bases 373 to 1596 code for a protein of 407 amino acids. Gene Ontology annotation, cellular component: nucleus. Lineage: Eukaryota; Metazoa; Chordata; Mammalia; Rodentia; Heteromyidae. The transcript is spliced from 11 exons. Gene Ontology annotation, biological process: base-excision repair; single strand break repair.